UUAAAUCCCCCUUUUGUUCUGGGUUGACAGAUCUGGCACCCACACCUAAGGACUGUCACGGCACCCCCACCCGUCAUCCUCCUUAAAGGGGCUUUUGACACACCCUGUUAAAGUUGCAUCUCUAGCUAAGCUCCUGUUGUGUGUGUAGCAGUGUCUGUGGAAUGACUGUACUCAACCAAAGCCAGUCAGAAGAAAGAUUCCAUGCUGUCACUGAGUAAGUGGGCUUUCCCUCCUGAUGACAGCUGGGUUCCGUGAGUCACGCUGGGUCAUGUUAGGGGCGGGCUAAGGUGGGACAAGGCCAGCUUCUUCUGUGAUUUGUUUUUUUUCACAAAGUGGCCUUUGAUAGAGACAAAGGUGGCUGUCAGACAUUCUCCUGGGAUGCCCUCUCUGAUUAGCCAGAUACUGUAACUUCCUCUUCCUCUUCCACCCCCCUCUCUCAUCUUCCAGCUCGUGUGCAUAGCUUAUCAAGCUCCUCCCCUUUAUGCAAGUUUGCAAACUGAGCUUGCAGAGGUUUUUUUUUUUUUUUUCUGGUUUUCUUUGCUCUUCUUGACAAAUGGCAGUCGCAGAGCUGGAUUACGCAUGUGUGCUUCACUGUGGACUGUGUAACAGCACAUACAAAAGAGGAAAUGGAGUGCUAGACUGAGCGAGUCCGCUGCGACAAAGGUACAGCAGGAGGCCAUUAGUGCAGAGCCUUGCUUUGAUUGGAUAAGCUGCAGGAACUGGGAGACUGCCUCUGAAUUAUUGAUGUGCAUUGUGCAGACGCUGGACAAGGGAAAGAGACAGAUCAGGGAGCAAGAGAGGAAAAGAAAACAAGAGAGCAAGAGGGAGAGGAAGUAAGAAUGAAAGAAAGAGUGAGCACCGUAAGGGAUAUGUGCCGAGAGGGAGAGUGAUAAGGCUCUGACAGGACGCUUGGAAGCAGCAAAAGCUUUAAGAGAGUUGCCACUGGCCUCUGUGGGAGCAGGUGCAUUUGUGACAAAUGAAAUGAGAUGUGCAGGGACUUGGCUUGGUUCUGGCCCUGCUGUCGUCGUGGUGCGAGGAGCUGGGCCGACUCCUCUUGCUCCGUCACCAGAAGAACAGGCAGAACGAGCCUCAGGGAAAAGUCCCCAUCCAGCCUGGCAUGAACAGCAUGAAGCCCGGUCUCACACACAGUGAUGGAACCUUUCCCUAUGAUUCAGUCCCUUGGCAACAAAACACCAACCAGCCCCCUGGGUCCUUAUCUGUGGUUACAACAGUGUGGGGAGUUACAAACACGUCACAAAGUCAGGUGCUUUGCAACCCCAUGGCGAACAGCAAUAAUCACAUGAAUCCAGGGGGGACCCCCAUGGGGUCGGGCAUGCCCGGCAGCGCAGCGGGCCUCAGUUCACCCCAGUUUAAUGCUCAGCAGCAACAGUUCCCAAAUAAAGGAGGCACCAAUCAGUCCUACAUGCAGCAAGGGAUGUAUGGCAGGCCCAGCUACCCCGGGGGACCUGGGGGAUAUAGUGGAAGUUACUCUGGAGGGCCAAACCCCCCACCUGGAGGUAUGGGAAUGGCCACCCACACACGUCCUCCUGGUGACUUCACACCGCCAGCUGCCGCUGCAGCAGCAGCUGCUGUUGCUGCAGCUGCUGCCACGGCGACGGCCACAGCAACGGCAACAGUGGCAGCUCUCCAGGAAACACAGAAUAAAGAGAUGAACCAGUAUGGACAGAUGUGCCCAUCGUUUCAAAUGGGCCCUGCUCCAGCCUACAACAGCCAGUUCAUGAACCAGCCAGGCCCACGAGGCCCCCCUGGAGGAAUGAAUCCGGGCAGCAUGGGUUCAGGAAUGAACAACCCUAACAUGAGUGGGCCAGCGAUGGCUAUGAACCAGACUCGAACUCCAGGCAUGACUCCUUUUGGAGCUCACGGCCAAAGGAUGCCUCAGCAAGGGUAUCCUGGUGGGCCUCGACAGGGGAUGCCCAUGCAGGCAAUGAAGAGGCCGUAUCCUGGGGAGGGAAAUUACGGAGGUCAGCAGUAUGGGCCAAGCAGCCAGUUUCAGCCCCAACAGGGGCAGUAUCCCACGUCAAAUGCAUCAAGGCCGCUGCCCUCUCCAAAUUACCCCGGCCAGAGGAUGCCCGGGCAGCAGGGUCAAGGACAGUACCCACCUGGUAUGCCCAUGGCUCAGUACUACAAACAAGAGCCUUUCAGUUCUCAAAACACCAACUUCUCCGGAGGUGGUUACUCCUACGGCCAAGGCAGUGUGCCCCCCAGGCCUGGGAACUAUCCCCACUCUCCGGUCCCUGGAAACCCUACACCACCUAUGACCCCAGGAAGUAGUAUUCCUCCAUAUUUGUCGCCAAACCAGGAUGUGAAGCCGCCGUUUCCUCCCGACAUGAAGCCAAAUAUGACAGCGCUUCCGCCCCCUCCAAGUACUGCCAACGAGGAGCUACGCCUGACGUUCCCGGUUAGGGACGGAGUUGUGCUGGAACCUUUCCGCCUGGAGCACAACCUGGCCGUCAGUAACCAUGUUUUCCACUUGCGACCCUCCGUCCACCAGACCCUCAUGUGGAGGUCGGACCUUGAGCUGCAGUUCAAGUGUUACCACCACGAAGACAGACAAAUGAACACCAACUGGCCUGCAUCCGUGCAGGUUAGCGUCAAUGCCACGCCUCUUACCAUUGAGAGGGGGGACAAUAAAACCUCCCACAAGCCCCUGCACCUGAAGCACGUGUGCCAGCCUGGGAGGAACACCAUCCAGAUAACAGUCACUGCCUGCUGCUGUUCCCACCUGUUUGUGCUGCAGCUGGUCCACAGGCCGUCUGUGCGUUCCGUCCUCCAGGGUCUCCUAAAGAAGAGGCUUCUCCCUGCAGAACACUGCAUCACCAAAAUUAAAAGGAACUUCAGCAGCGUGGCGGCAUCAGCAGGCAGUGCCACUCUCAAUGGGGAGGAUGGUGUGGAGCAGACAGCCAUUAAAGUGUCGCUGAAAUGUCCAAUUACCUUCCGACGUAUCCAGCUGCCCGCUAGGGGGCACGACUGCAAACAUGUGCAGUGCUUUGAUCUGGAGUCGUACUUGCAACUCAACUGCGAGAGGGGAACAUGGAGGUGUCCUGUGUGCAAUAAAACCGCAUUAUUAGAAGGUCUGGAGGUGGACCAGUUCAUGUGGGGAAUCCUCAAUGCCAUCCAAAAUUCAGAGUUCGAGGAGGUCACUAUAGACCCCACAUGUAGCUGGCGACCGGUCCCCAUCAAGUCAGAACUGCACAUCAAGGAGGACCCUGACGGACCUCUGGCCAAGCGGUUUAAGACCAUGAGUCCGAGUCAGAUGACCAUGCCUAACGUGAUGGAGAUGAUUGCACAGUUAGGUCCAGGACCUGGCUCUGGUCCUGGGCCAGGUCCAAGUCCUUACCCCCCUCACCCAGGUCAACAUAGUAGCGGCAAUGGGGGAGAUUAUCCAGCAGCAGGCAACAGCUAUCACAGCCAGGGAAGUUUCGACUUUCCUCACGGAAACCCAUCUGGUGGUGGAGUCGGAGGAGGAGCGGGACCUCCUAUGAAUGACUUUAUCCAUGGCCCACAGCUCUCCCAUCCCCCUGAUGGACCUACUGGUCUGCUCUCCCAGGACAAGCCUCUUAACCAUGCCAUGAAUGACACAAUGUGCCAUUCAGAUCAGUCCCAUAGCUCCAUGCAGCAGAGCUUGCAUGCGUCUCCCCACCCCGGCAGCCAAACAGGCCCGCCGUUGCAUCACAGUGGCCAGUCAGGGCAGCUCCUGCAUCACAGCAACCAAUCAUCCCAGCCACCUCGCCAGUCGCAGCAGCCUCCACCACAGCCUCAGCAUCCCGGGCAGAACAGUCACCCCCACAGCGAUCUGAACUUUAACCCCUCCACAGAAGGGCAGAUGGCUCAGGGAGCGCAGGAUAUGCCUGAACCCUCCUUGGAUUUGCUUCCAGAGCUGGCCAAUCCAGAGGAGUUACUCUCAUAUCUGGACCCCCCUGACCUCCCGGCCAACAGCAACGAUGACCUUCUGUCCCUUUUCGAAAGCAACUAGCCCCACCCCCGUCACCUCCUCCACCCCUCGCUGGAGUCGUGGCAUGCUUGACUAUCCGUCCACAAAUACCUCUUGUCGACACUUCAAGCAGCGUCCUGUGUUCGUACUCGCACACACAAACUGUUCCUCAACAGAUGUGAUGCAGGGCAGAGUGAAAAUGUGGACUCAUCCCUGCACCAAACCCCCGAGCUCGCAAGAUUCCACACCAGUUCCUUCUGGCUCAGAAAUGCACCACUUAUAGCCAUGUUGUUGGGCACUUAAGUGAUAUUUUAUAAAUGUACAUAUAAAAUAUACACAUAUGUAUAUAUAAACGUAUAUUAUAAUUGUGACUUUUCAACUGAAAACUGUGCAGCUAUAACCAUAAAAUAUAUAUAUAUACAUAUAUAUAUAUAUAAAUCACAGAGGAAACAGGAGUCUUUGUGAGAUCGAGGAAAACAAAUUUUCUUUUUCAGAAUUUUUCUUAAAAAAGAUGCAUCAGAGGGAAACCAUUGAGUGUUUUAAUUUUUUAAACGUGUUCUUCCAAAUGUUUGCCCCAAUGUUUUGACCCCGCCCACACAUUAGCAUGUGUGACAGCUGAACAACUGGAACUUCAGCGCACAGAAUCGAGGACGCAACGUCGUCCGUGAGUGCAAGGCAAGCAAGUGUGCUUUGUGCAGCUUGCUGUGUGUGUGUGCGUGCGUGUGUGUGUGUUUACAUAUACACACGUGUAUCUGUUUACACUUCCUGUUUAAAAAUUCUGAAAUUUACGAAUCUUCCUAAUUGGUUUAAGCCUUAUUUUGAUCACAAGUGCAUGUGUGCCAACAGCUCCUGUAGUCUUUGUCCAGCUUAAAUGUGCUCUAUCGGUUCUUUUCUUUUUCUUUUGUUUUUGUCUUGAUAUUUAUUAUUCUUUUAAAAUAUCUUCCAUGUUAAAGUUUUUCAACGUAGUAACAUGUAGAUGCUUUCAGAUAGUCUGUCUCGAUGAUCCCUGUUGUUUAGCUGCAUUCCUCUCAAGUGGAAAAAAAAAAAAGAAUUGUACAUGAUCUAGCAGUGUUUCCAAAGCUGUUUUUUUUUCUUCCUUUUUUUGUAAAUACCCUUUGUGACUACAUUGUGACUGUAAAGUACUGUUUAUUCCUGGGAUUUUCAUGGUACUGUGUGUCUGUCAAGGACUGCACAUGCUCUCACACACAAAUGCACAUAGUCCCUGCAAAUCAGUCUGAUUCUGCAAGGAAUUAAUCCAGAUGCACUCUGACUGGCCUUGUACUGAGUCUCUAUGUAUUGUUUGGCAUUUGGAAGAAAAAAAAUGAAAUUUCCCUGCUUACGAGUCUUUUUAUUUAAAUGUUUUAUAUAAAUGUAUUUAAAAAACGGUCUGUUUUAAACAAGCUGCGUUUUAUUUUCUUUGUUUUUUUUUGCUCAACUAUUCAUUCAUCUUGAAGGUCGAGGUUAAAUGUGCUGUUUUAUUAGUAUUCAAGCACAUUCUCUCUAUUUAAAGUUGAAAUGUGCAAAAAAUGCUGAUUAUUAGGCUUUUCUUAUCCAUACUUUGGGAAAAUUUGUGCUUCUUCAUUGAAUUUUAUGUUAAGUUAUUUUUGUCCAGUGUUUUCUAACUGGUAUAAACUCACUUCAUACGGUUUUAUGCAGUAAAAAAUAAUAAUUUAAAGUGUUUAAUAUGUUGUCCAAUAAAAGCACCCCUCUUAUGUUUUUUUGUUUUGUUUACCCCUCUGUAAAAAUUGAUUUAAUUCAGUCUAGUAAGACUCGAAGUACUGACACGGCUGUAGAACUACAUGCUGAUUUUGUGUAUUUUGUCAAAGAUAAUGCACUGCCACACCAAGUGUUUGAGUUCCCUACAAGGCCUGCCGUCACAAGUGUUCACAGACAGUCAUUUUAGUAACUCUGUCUGUGUUUUUUUUUUACAUCAGACACUGGAAACAGAGUGGAGGAAAUUACAGGGAAGUCAGUUUCAUUUGGAAAAUCAAAUUUAGAGAAAAAAAGCAGAAGAUUUUGGAUUUUGGGGGAAUGUUUGUACAUAUUGUAAAUGACAAUAGAGACACAUUAACAGAAAUGUAUUCAUUUUCUCCAUUGGGAGUGUGCAUAGUGUAUUUAGAAUGGGGACAUUGAAUUGGGAAAAUGAGUAUGUGUUUGAUUGCGUCUGUGCAGACCUCUCUAACCAUGCCUGUUCAUUUAUGUAAGAUACUUUAUGUAUCCCUUUGCUUGGGGUUUGAACAAAGAAAAAAUGUUUUUUUUUCCCAUUUCUGUAAUAUUAAACCUCUGUGUAUUUCACUAUUACCUGUGUACUUUAUAAAGGUGCUACAAAAUUAUGGAAACUUUUGCAACAGAAUUGGGACUUGGAAAGCUUCAUGGAGCUCUCAAGGGUCGUUUCCAAAUUUGCAGUUUAUAAAAAAAAUGAUAAAAAUAAAAUAAAUGUCAGAUUUGUAGUUUUUGGGGGAUUUGGCUAAAAGUGUUUUGAAAGAAAAAUCUAAAAUGAUUGGCACAACUGGCGGUUGUUCAUUUGGUUUUGUACAUUCUAUGUACAAUCAUUUCAUAUUUUCAACUGGUCAAAAGAACAUUGUGAUUUUUAGUCUUGGAAAUCUGUAUGUAGUUAGAUGAUGUGACAUUCUAAUAUUUAUCUAAUAAAUAUGUAUUCAGAUGAAACAA
Oryzias latipes (Japanese medaka) is the source of this 6622-nucleotide messenger RNA. It is a transcript of the gene zmiz1a, whose product is annotated as zinc finger, MIZ-type containing 1a. The record is from RefSeq and is a predicted model, not a curated record. Gene Ontology annotation, cellular component: chromatin. Gene Ontology annotation, molecular function: zinc ion binding; SUMO ligase activity. Gene Ontology annotation, biological process: regulation of transcription by RNA polymerase II; protein sumoylation. Lineage: Eukaryota; Metazoa; Chordata; Actinopteri; Beloniformes; Adrianichthyidae.